AUGAAUUGCAACUUGAUCCGCUCACUCUGCCUGACCCUCGCCGUAGUUCUCGCUGUUCCGGCCCUGGCCGAAGACAAGCCAGGCACGCAGCAACCAGCCAAGCUCGACAAGCAAGUGCCGGUGAAGCUCGACUACUUGCUUUACUUGCCUGAAGACUACGACCAACAGGAUGAAUGGCCGCUGGUGCUGUUUCUCCACGGGGCAGGCGAACGCGGGGACGACCUCGAUCUGGUCACAAAGCACGGCCCGCCGAAGCUGAUCAAGCGCGGGAAACAAUUCCCGUUCAUCGUCGUUUCACCGCAAUGCCCCAGAAACCGCUGGUGGGAUCCCUUCAAACUCACCGCUUUGCUCGACGAUGUAGUCGCCACACAUAAGGUAGAUCCCGAUCGCCUCUAUGUCACCGGCCUCAGCAUGGGUGGGUUCGGUUCCUGGGCGCUGGCCGCCGCCACGCCCGAUCGCUUCGCCGCGGUGGCUCCCAUUUGCGGUGGUGGCGAAUCGCAUUGGGCUCGACGGAUCAGCGACAUUCCGAUUUGGGUUUUCCACGGUGCGAAAGAUCCGGUCGUCUCCAUCGACCGCUCGCAGGUGAUGGUCGACGCCCUCAAGCAACGCGGUAGCAAGGUCAAGUUCACCGUCUACCCCGACGCCGGGCACGACUCGUGGACCGAAACCUACGACAACCCUGAGUUCUACGAGUGGCUGCUCGAGCAGAAGCGUCCGUCGAAACACGUCUCGAGGGAUUCACUCAUGUCUGACUUGCAUGUUCACGAAGAUCUCGCCCGCAUGAUCACGGGCUACUGGUCUUCGCAGGCCAUCUACGCGGCGGCCAAACUUGGCAUUGCCGACCUGUUAAAAGAUGGCUCCCGCACGGUGGAAGAACUGGCGGCCGAAACCGACUCGGACGCCGAUGCCCUCUUCCGCCUCCUGCGGGCGCUGGCCAGUCUUGGCAUUUUCGCCGAAGACGCGCCGCGGCAGUUCAAGCAGACUCCCAUGUCCGCCCCCUUGCGCAGCGAUGUGCCGGGCUCACAACGAGCUCUGGCACUCAUGGCCGGCGACGCACAACACCUGGCCUGGGGCGAAAUCCUCUACAGCAUCAAGACCGGCAAGUCGGCCUACGAACACGUGCACGGCAAACCGCUGUUCAAGCAUCUAGAAGAACAACCCGAGCGGGCCGCCGUGUUCGAUGCUGCGAUGACUGCGAUUCACGGUCGCGAAACCCAGUGCAUUCUGGAAGCGUACGAUUUCUCUCAGGUGAACACUCUGGCCGACAUCGGCGGUGGUAACGGCUCGAAAAUCACGGCCAUUCUCCAGGCCUACCCUAAGAUGCAGGGCAUGCUGUUCGACCUCCCGCACGUCGUAGAACGGGCGAAAGAACGCAUCGACGAGGCAGGGCUCUCCGAUCGUUGCCAACUCGUCGGCGGGAGCUUCUUCGAGAGCGUCCCUGAAGGGGCCGACACCUAUCUCAUGCGGCACAUCAUCCACGACUGGGAUGACGAGCAGUCGAUCAUGAUCCUCCGCAAUUGCCACGCCGCCAUGCCCAGCAAUGGCAAACUGUUGUUGGUCGAAAGCGUGAUCCCUACCGGCAACGAACCCUUCGCCGGCAAGUUCCUCGACCUGGCCAUGCUGAUUGUACCCGGCGGAAAAGAACGCACCGCCGAAGAAUACCGCGCCCUCUACGACACCGCCGGCUUCGAACUCACCCGCAUCGUAGAAACCAGCCACGAAGUAAGCGUGAUCGAAGGUGUGCCGAAGUAA
This is a messenger RNA of Cladocopium goreaui, 1752 nucleotides long. The record is from the annotation of a GenBank genome assembly. Lineage: Eukaryota; Dinophyceae; Suessiales; Symbiodiniaceae.